CGGAACUCCUGCCACCUGCCAUGAACGCACACCUCCUCUCCUCACUGCUUCUCUGCACUGUUUGCAGCAUAGUUUUCUUCACAAGUUCAGUCGCCGCACACACGUCCGCGUUGGAUCAUGUGACCUUGAUGUCAGUGUCAGGGGAGGGGCUUCAGAGCGCGGCGGGAGAAGAUUUGGAAUCGGAUGAUGAUCAGGAUCCAUCAGGAAUGUUCAAUGACCCAAAUUUGUUUAAAGUACACCAAGUGAAUGCAGAAGAGCAGAAUCACAGACCCUCUGGUCGCAAAAAGAACAAAGGAAGAAAAAAGAAUAAAAAAAUCACACCUGUUCAGCCCCAUCACACCUUCAAUCAUAAAAGCCAGAGCAUGACAGAUGACCCCUGCUUGACCUCUCAUCUCGACUAUUGCAUCCACGGCCACUGCACGUUCCUUCACGACCUGAGAGAGCCUGUUUGUGUAUGUAACAGAGGAUAUGAUGGGGAACGCUGUGGAAUCCAGCUUCUUCAGACGUCAGGUGAACGGGACGACAGCAGCACAGAGACGACACACACUGCACUCAUCAUCAUGGCCGUCAUCCUGUCUGUCAUCAGCUGUCUAGCCAUCCUUCUCAUGAUCUGUGUGCACUACAGAACACAUCACCGAUUACAGACGACUUUUCUGAGUUCAGCUAAUGAGACAGAGCAACUUGAGAAGAAGAACAUCGAGGUGUAAGGAGAUAGAAGUCUAAUGGCAGUCUCACCAAUGUUGAAUGCACUACAGAUAAAUUGCACAUAGAACGCUGUAACAAUAUAUAUAUUUAUUGUUUGUAACUAUUUAUUUACAAAGCUUAUUAUUUCCUA
Messenger RNA from Xyrauchen texanus (razorback sucker), 835 nucleotides. RefSeq names its product proheparin-binding EGF-like growth factor. The coding region runs from base 21 to 707 and encodes 228 amino acids. The transcript is spliced from 6 exons. The record is from RefSeq and is a predicted model, not a curated record. Gene Ontology annotation, biological process: positive regulation of mitotic nuclear division; epidermal growth factor receptor signaling pathway; positive regulation of cell population proliferation. NCBI's taxonomy places the organism in Eukaryota, Metazoa, Chordata, Actinopteri, Cypriniformes, Catostomidae.